CGACUGUCCCACCCCGGGACGAUGGAUUUCUUUCACUUCCGCGCGAUGACGUCACACUCAAGUAUAUAAGGAUGCCAGGAACCACAGACAUCACCAGUCUCUGCCGAGUCUACCGUCACCAAUGACUUUCAAGGUUCUCCUCCUCGCUGCCGUUGCGGCCCUGGCUGCUGCCGACCAGGCUCCUUCCUACAGCCCGCCCCGCCCCACCUACAACCCCCCACAGCCGUCCUACGGCCCCGCCGAGCCCACCGCCCCAGCCCAGUACAACUUCAACUGGGCCGUCAAGGACGACUACUCCAGCAACGACUUCGGCCACGAGGAGACUCGUAACGGCUACGACACCCAGGGCUCCUACUUCGUCCUCCUCCCCGACGGCCGCCUGCAGCGCGUCAAAUACACCGUCAACGGCAACUCCGGCUUCCUACCGGAGAUCAGCUACGAGGGCGAGGCGCAGUACCCCCAGCAGCCCACCUACAGCAGGCCCCAGCCCACCUACCAGCCCCAGCCCCCCACCUACAGUUAACGCCAUCACCCCCAUCACCCACUGACAGAGUAUAUAUAUUUUUCUACGCUUCGCUAGUAAGGCCUCGUGUGUAUAUAUGAGAUGCAAUAAAGGUGCUCGAUAACC
Molecule: messenger RNA, 628 nt
Organism: Eriocheir sinensis (Chinese mitten crab)
Lineage: Eukaryota; Metazoa; Arthropoda; Malacostraca; Decapoda; Varunidae
Product: pro-resilin-like
Exons: 3
Coding region: 122-523 (133 amino acids)
Cellular component (GO): extracellular matrix
Source: RefSeq, a predicted model, not a curated record